GCCACCAAAAGUUUUAAGAUACACAUAAAGAGAGAGAAAAGAUUAGUAACAUCACCACCAUCCAUCAAAGCACCUUCCCUCUUCUCCUCCUCCUUCAUAAACACCCAAAUCCUGUUAUUUUCUUUGAUGUUCUCCAUGGAUGUCACAGAGGAAGCUUCACCUUCAUUUCUGCUUAUUGCCUCACCCUAAUUAUACUAAAAUAAUUAUCAAAUUGCACCCUUCAGAACAUAAAGUCUACCCUUUUCUCUACCUUUCUUCUCUUCCUCUCUCUUCUUCAUAGUAGUGAAAUUUCUUCUGUUGUUUAGGUUUUUCAGUAGGGAAAUUUAUCUUGGUUUGGUUCCAUGGAUUCAUAUGAAGCUACAAGAAUGGUGUAUUCAAGGAUCCAUAACUUGGACCCUGAAAAUGCCUCAAAAAUUAUAGGGUAUUUGCUUAUACAAGACCAUGGAGAGAAGGAGAUGAUACGUUUAGCCUUUGGACCAGAGGCUCUUAUACAUGCGACGGUUAUCACGGCCAAAACCCACUUGGGUUUACUCUCCUCCUCAAACCCACCAACACCCUCCACUCCUUCCUCCCCUUCUCCUUUCUCUUCAAGACCUCGUCCUCUGUCCAUCCCUGCAAGUACCAGACUCAACGCUGCCAACAAUGGCGGUUUUGACAUCACAAACCCUUCUUCUCCGUUUAGCCACCUCCCCAUGAGUCCCAGCACCAAUUCUCCUCUCUCUUAUGCCAGUAUUGUCAAUGGAGCUAACAACAUUGCAAAUGGGCCUGGAUCUUUGCCCUCCAUUACAAAUAAUUGUAACGAAAAUGAAUUCGUCGACGAUUACCAGUUACAGGACCACCUUUCUUUCCUCAAGGAGUCCAAAGCUGAAGACUUGUUCGAUCCCCGGCUUGACUUAGCGAUGAGCCCAACUGGGUUGGGCGAUUCUUCUCUGCACCGGCGGAGUUUCUCUGUUCCAGGAAUGUGUUUUGGCUCUGAAGAUGUAAAUUCUGGGUUGGGAUGGAAACCCUGUUUGUACUUCGCCAGGGGAUUUUGCAAAAAUGGCACUAGCUGUCGAUUUCUUCAUGGGGAUUGUGCCGACGGUGGGGCCUCCGCCGUCGUUGGCUCGCCAAGCAAUCUCAACGAGUUCGAACAGUGCCAGGAGCUGCUUAGAUCAAAGGCGCUCCAACAACAACAACAAAAACUUGCCUCUGCUUCUCAGUUCAUGGCAGCCGGAGCCUCUUUUCCAUACAACAAAUGUUUGAAUUUUCUGCUGCAACAACAAAAUGAGACCCAAAGAUCGGCAGCACCAUUGAUGAUGGGGGAUGAGCUUCUCAAGUUUGGCCGGGGCCGCCUGGAAAGGAAUGAUUUUUCAUCAAUGGGACUAGGAGGAAUGGUGAACCCAGGUUCCAGACAGAUUUACUUGACAUUUCCAGCUGACAGCACCUUCAGAGAAGAAGAUGUCUCAAAUUAUUUCAGCAUUUAUGGACCAGUUCAGGAUGUGAGGAUUCCUUACCAGCAGAAGAGGAUGUUUGGGUUUGUUACAUUUGUGUUUCCUGAGACAGUGAAGAUCAUUCUGGCUAAAGGAAACCCUCAUUUUGUUUGCGAUUCGCGUGUGCUUGUUAAGCCUUACAAGGAGAAGGGGAAAGUUCAAGACAAGAAGCAACAGCAUCAGCAACAGCAAUUGGAGAGGGGAGAGUAUUCGGCCUGCCCGAGUCCAUCCGGACUUGAUUCUAGAGACGCAUUUGAUCUCCAACUUGGAGCAAGAAUGUUUUACAACAAUACGCAAGAGGUGUUGUUGAGGAGGAAAUUAGAGGAGCAGGCUGAUUUGCAGCAAGCCAUUGAGCUCCAGGGGAGAAGGCUGCGGAAUUUGCAGCUUCUUGACCUCAAGAAUCAUCAGUUCCACCAUGGUCUGUCCGCUGGUUCUCCUGUCCCCUCACCAACUGUAUCCCUAGCCCCAAACAACCACGCACUAGUUUUCCCGGUCGAUGGCAUUGAUCAAGAAGCACUUCCAGAAGAGAUUGGUGGUAGUACGGCUGCUGCCACAUCCCAGACCCAGACUGCUGGUGCAGAUGCUGAUAAGCAGCUGGAGCAAGUGAAUCCAGCUUGCAAUCAUAACAAUGACAAUGGUAAUAUUAAUAGUAAGGGGAAGAAAAUCAAAAGUGAAGAAAGUGAUCUCCCUGAAAGCUUGGAUCACAUUCUCCCUGAUAACCUCUUUGCUUCACCGAAAAAGUCCACUAGCGACCACCUCACUGCUUUCUCCACUGCUUCUGUAGAGGUUGUUGACAAAAUCCCAAGUCCUACAACAUCAAGUUCUGGCAACAACAACCCUUCCCUGGCUUCUCUUAACUCAUGCUUUCUACAAAUGCCAAGGAUUUCUUCUGGACACGGUGCCAUUGGCAUGUAGUUGGCUUAGGUGCAUGGCUAGCAAAGAGGGGAUUGAAUAUGUUAGGGUAAGAGACCAUCAAUCUUUUUCCUAAGCACAUGGAUACAUGGUGGUCAAAUGUGGUUCUCUUUGUAAUGUUGGGGUUAUUGUUUUCAAUGUUUGCAGAAUAUAUUGGAAGCAUAUACAAGGUCAAGGAAGAAAAAAAAAAAUUCCUCAAGCUGUAUAUCUAAAACCAUACCCACAACAAAGGAAAAGAUCUCUAGGCAAGGUCUCAGCAAGAUCACCAUCAGCAAUCCAUACAAUACUAUUUACAAUCAAUACAUAAUGCAUAGGCAAAGGACAGAUGAACAAAUUUAUGGGAGUGGGGUCUUUUCUCUUCAUCUUCUGUGUACCCUCCCUCUAGGUAAAGUUGUCUUGGACCACAAAGCAAUAGCAGCAGGAAAAAAAACAAAGGCUAGCAGCAGUGAUAGUAACUCUUUUCUCAUAUAUAUUGUAAUUUUACUCUUUAACCCUCCUUUCUAGUGAGGUGAAAAAAAAACUAUAAAGAAAAUGAAAGUUGUAUGAAGAAUAGACCCUGGAAGUUUAAAAAGCAGUGUAGCAGGAGCAUAACUACUAUUCUGAUGCACAAACUUAAAAAGGAAAAACAGGCCAAUGACUCAGACGGGUGUUUGGGGGGGUGGUGGAGGAUGAAAGCUGUCUCAGGCACUUUUGUAAGUUUUUGUUGUUCUUGUUAUCUCAGUGCCUGUCAUGUAUUAGAUUUUGAAGCAGGCAGGCAAGUGAACAGGAAGGAAAGGUGUUGGAAAAAAAUAAAAGAAAAAUGGGAAAAAGAAAAGGUUGCUCUUUCAUGUGAUUAAAGGUGACUUUAGGGGACUCUUUUGUCUCAUUUUGUGGUUUCUUUUAGGUGGGCAUGAAUGGGUAAGGGC
Rubroshorea leprosula is the source of this 3286-nucleotide messenger RNA. The record is from the annotation of a GenBank genome assembly. NCBI's taxonomy places the organism in Eukaryota, Viridiplantae, Streptophyta, Magnoliopsida, Malvales, Dipterocarpaceae.